AUGGCUUCUUGGAAUGAAGAUACUUUGAAGGAUUGGAAUGAUGAUUCACCAUUGAAUGAAGAUACUUUGAAGGAUUGGAAUGAUGAUUCACAGUGCAAUGAAGAUGACCGUUCAAGACAGAUUAAUGAGGAAUUAACACAAUAUGAAGCAGUAGGUGCAUUGGUUGGUCAUUACUGUGAAAUGUAUAUGUUUAAACAACCCUGCAGAACUAGUGAGCAGACAGGAAAUUUAUGGGUGCAAGGUAUUAUGAAUGGCCAUGAUGAUCGAUGUCCUGAAAUGUUUAGAGUGGAUAAAUAUGUUUUCCACCUCUUAUGUACCGAAUUGGAGGAACACGGUUUACGAAAGUCUAAAUACGUAGGAAUCGAAGAAAUGGUCGCGAUGUUUUUAAACACGAUUGCACAUGGACAAUGCAACAGGAUGAUUCAGGAACGGUUUCAACGUUCAGGGGAAACUGUAAGUAGGCACUUUCAUAAUGUACUGCAAGCUUGCCUUAGCCUAUCGAGUGAACUUAUUCGACCCAUAGAUCCUACAUUUCGUGGAACUCAUAGAAAAAUUGAGACCGAUCCACGUUAUUAUCCAUUUUUCAAGGACGCAAUCGGAGCAAUUGAUGGCACUCAUAUUCAGUGUGUUGUCCCUGCUGCAGAAAGAGACAAAUUUAUUGGCAGAAAGGGAAAUCCAUCACAAAAUGUCAUGGCUGUAUGUGAUUGGGAUAUGUGUUUCACUUUUGUCUUGGCGGGAUGGGAGGGAUCUGCACAUGAUGCUCGUAUAUUUGACAGUGCUAUUACAAAUUCAUCUCUUAAUUUCCCUCAUCCACCUCCAGGGAAAUAUUACUUGGUUGAUGCGGGAUAUCCAACACCAAAUGGAUAUCUAGGUCCAUACAGAUCUGAGCGCUACCACCUUCCUGACUUCCGACGACAAGUAGGAUUUUGA
Messenger RNA from Neltuma alba, 930 nucleotides. RefSeq names its product putative nuclease HARBI1. The record is from RefSeq and is a predicted model, not a curated record. Lineage: Eukaryota; Viridiplantae; Streptophyta; Magnoliopsida; Fabales; Fabaceae. The transcript has 2 exons. Bases 1 to 930 code for a protein of 309 amino acids.